UAAUCCAGCAAUUAAGCUCUGCCCGCCGUUUUCAGCGCUCUUUGCAAGCGUGCUUUGCCUGUCCGACCCGACGCCUAGGUAAUUGAAACGUGAGAAAAAACGCACAGGGAAACCAUUGGGGGAAGAUCCACGCCCCCCGGGUGGCGUGAAUAAUUUUGCCAAUUAAGAGAGUUGAGCGUGCGGCAUUCCAAGUGGAGGCUGGGUGGCCGAGUCAGUCACUCCGAGACGGUGCUAUCAGCAGCAUGCUUAAGUUGCAGCCCGAGCUGGACGUGGUCCGGGAAAAGCCAGAGUCGACAUCCAACACGGAGGACAGCCAACUGGAUACGAUUAUCGUUCAGAUUGGACAGUUUGGUCGCUUCCAGAUCACCAACUAUCUGCUACUCUGCCUGCCCAUCAUUUGCAAUGCCUUCUACUCAAUCUCGUACAUAUUCACCGCCGGUAUUAUGGACCACAGAUGCAAUAUUACCCAGUGCGACAGCCUGGACAGCAGCUACUCUGCUUCAUUUUUAGACUUCACGACCCCAAACAGCCAUGGCGCAUGGGCUCAGUGUGAGCACUUUGCAUUCAGCUCUGACAUUGACACUGUAACUGCAGCUGCAGCGUGCAAUGAAAGCAAUUUUAAUCAGAGUCGCCUGAUCAGCUGUGAGGCAGGCAUCAAGCUGGCAGAAGACGAACAUACCAUAGCAAGCGAGUUUGGAAUCUUUUGCGCCGAUCAGUGGAAGCUCUCGAUGGUGGGCACAGUCAAUAACAUAGGACAGUUUGUGGGUAUACCCCUUGGAGGAUAUUUAGCAGAUCGAUAUGGUCGCAAAACCCUCCUCGUCAUAAGUGGAAUUCUCAGCGCUUUCGCCGGACUGGCACGCUCCCAUGCCCCAAACUAUUACAUUUUCCUUGGCUUCGAGUUCCUGGACAUGGCCGUGGGCAGCACUCUCUUUCCCACCGCCUUCCUAAUGGCCCUCGAGCUGGUUGGCCCGAAGCACCGCGUGCUGGCUGCCACUUCAAUCACCCUCACCUAUGGUUUGGCCGAGGCUGCCCUGGGCUACCUGGCCGACUACAUCAGGGAUUGGCGGGUACUGCUUCGCGUGCUUUACACCCCGGCACUGCUGCACUUGAUCUUUAUCUGCCUGCUGCCGGAGAGUGUGCGCUGGCUGCUUAGCCAGUCCAAGGAACUGGACGCCAUGAACAUUCUGCGCAAAGUGGCCCGGGUAAAUCGAAAAGCCGUGUCGGAGCAGCAGCUGAGUGAGUUGAUGCGCUCCAACCGCAAGCUCGUGGCUCAGUCCACGGCCGCAGGAGGCCACUACAGCAUGCGGCAGAUUGUUAAUGCUCUGGGCUGGCGCAUUGCCCAGUGCUGCUUCGUGUGGUUCACCCACACCUUUAUUGCCCUCGGCUUGAGCCUGAACUCCAGCGAGCUUUCGGGCAGCAAGUUCGAGAACUUCAGCAUGAUGGGGUUCAUACAGCUGCCCGGCUCCCUUCUGGGCACAAUGAUAAUGCAUCGCAUUGGCCGUCGCUGGGCUCUGACCUCAUGCAUGGCCUGUUGCACAAUCUUUCUACUGGCUGUGCCUGCCCUGCAGGAAGUUUACCCGGUUACCUCCUCAGUGCUAUAUUUCAUGGCCAAGAUGACUUCAACGGGCAGCUUUGUGAUUUUGUACUUCUUCACCUCUGAGAUCUUCCCCACGAGCUGCCGGAACAGUCUGCUCUCCUUCUGCUCGAUGGUUGGUCGCUUUGGAUCCAUGCUGGCUCCCCAAACUCCUCUGCUGAUUCCCUACUACAAGUACUCUCCCCACUUUCUCUUUGCCAUUUUUGGCUUUGUCUGCGCCUGCCUCACGCUGUACUUUCCGGAAACCACAAACAAGGCACUGCCCACUACGCUGGAGGAGGCACGCUCCCUCGACAGAAACAUGCCAAAGCCCCCGGCAACAAAAAGUGCCGUUUAAUCG
Molecule: messenger RNA, 1934 nt
Organism: Drosophila subobscura
Lineage: Eukaryota; Metazoa; Arthropoda; Insecta; Diptera; Drosophilidae
Product: solute carrier family 22 member 3-like
Exons: 6
Coding region: 243-1931 (562 amino acids)
Biological process (GO): transmembrane transport
Cellular component (GO): membrane
Molecular function (GO): transmembrane transporter activity
Source: RefSeq, a predicted model, not a curated record